Molecule: messenger RNA, 910 nt
Organism: Xiphias gladius (swordfish)
Lineage: Eukaryota; Metazoa; Chordata; Actinopteri; Istiophoriformes; Xiphiidae
Gene: eve1
Product: even-skipped-like1
Exons: 4
Coding region: 1-834 (277 amino acids)
Biological process (GO): regulation of transcription by RNA polymerase II
Cellular component (GO): nucleus
Molecular function (GO): RNA polymerase II cis-regulatory region sequence-specific DNA binding; DNA-binding transcription factor activity, RNA polymerase II-specific
Source: RefSeq, a predicted model, not a curated record
AUGAAGAACAGACCUGAAAGAAGAGCCCGUGAGAGAGAGAGUGUGGCAAGGAGAUGCCUUUUUGUCAGACGGCAGCCAGCAUCUUCACCGGUCCUUCUGAAGCGGAGCGGAGCUGCCCGUAGGCCCGCAGGGGUGGCGGAGGGCAGACAGACGCCGGUGGCGGCCGUCGCUGGAGAGGAGCAGCGGGAGCCUUGCCCGCGCAGCGUCCUGCUGGACCAAAGUCGGCGGCACCGGACGGCGUUCACGCGAGAGCAGCUGACCCGACUGGAGCAGGAGUACGGCAAGGAGAGCUAUGUCUCCAGGCCCAGGCGCUGCGAACUGGCCGCGGCGCUCAAUUUACCGGAGACAACGAUAAAGGUGUGGUUCCAGAACAGGAGGAUGAAGGAUAAACGCCAGAGACACUCCUUGCCUUGGCCUCACCCUCUCGUCGACCCCCUGGGUGCACUUUUGGUAGGCCGUGCCUCUCCUUCAUCCACCUUACCAUACCCCUUCAUCCCGCCCCAGCUCCCCCUCCACCACUACUCCCCCCUGGCUCUCUCCUCGCCAGCAUCCCAAACUCACAGUCCCUACAGUGCACCCAUGAGGCCCCUGGAUGCACUCCGCCUCUCCCAGUACCACAAUAGGCCAGGGGGGCUGCCUCAGACAACAGCAGCCCUCUACCCAUCCGCCAGCAUCGUGCACCAUCCAGCUUCAUGCCCCUGUCCCCUUUGUCUUCACUGGGGACCAGAACAACUUCUUAAAGCCAGAGGGGACGCACUGGGACUGAGCCAGCCCCGUAGUCCCAAGGCCAACAUCCAGCCUGCCAGUCUGGAGCGGAGAGAAGAGAUAGUGUAAAUCCAGACAGAAACUACACCAUGAUCUCCAAGGUUGUUAAACUGCUGUCAAAUGAGUUGCUGCCAACAAAUGGCAG